Ctenocephalides felis (cat flea) is the source of this 3436-nucleotide messenger RNA. It is a transcript of the gene RN-tre, whose product is annotated as USP6 N-terminal-like protein. The record is from RefSeq and is a predicted model, not a curated record. The transcript has 10 exons. The coding region runs from base 922 to 3042 and encodes 706 amino acids. NCBI's taxonomy places the organism in Eukaryota, Metazoa, Arthropoda, Insecta, Siphonaptera, Pulicidae.
UAGGCAUCACAUAAAUUGAAGUUUUUAGCAAAUAAAAUCACUUAAAAUAAUGAAAUUAAAUUAAUCAACAUAAAAGCAAAUUUUAAUCCAUUCAAAUUUAUUUCACUUCUAACUCGUACUUUUUACGGAUCUGGUUACAAAAAAAUAUGUCAUUAAUGUGUCAUUUUAUUUGCGCAAUCCUAGGAUGUAAAUUGUAAAUACAUUUUUGCAUCUCAACGAGCACCUCAUAUUGAGUAAUUUUUGAUAAACAAUAAUAUGCCAAAGAAACAUCUAAAAUACUUUUUUCUGAAUUUACUAGAUAGUGGUUACUUUUCUAUAAAUAACUUUCACGCAUAAACAAUUCGUGAACACGUUUAAUAAUUUAUAUGGCAGGUUGAGUGAGCAAGUAUUCUGUGCAGUGUACCUUUACAAGUGCUGUUAAAUAUGAAUUGUCAAUUUAAUAAUGGAAAAAAGGUUAAUAUACGUCAAAGGUCAGGUAUAUAAAUUAUACAAAAUUGCAAUUAAUAUCAAAUGCUUGUGAUUUGAAUUUGAACCUCAUGAGACAUAAACUUUGUGUGCGGUGUGACAAUUUUAAAGUGGUUGUAAACUCUGUUUUUAUUUCUUUCUAAAGAAUGCCGACAAUGACUUAAACGUCGUUUAUUUUUCAAUUCGUUUUGAAGAAAAUUCCCUGCCAAAUAUUUUAGAGGCGUUAUCAUACGCCCACAGUUGGCAUUUUAACAUGUGUACAGUUACAAUUAUUUAAUCACAGUGAAGAAUGAGUAAAACUAAUUUAAACAAAAUGUUAAGACUUAUCAAAGAAUUCAAUAAUAUAUUGUGAUGAUUAAUUGUUAAAUAUUAGCAAAUAUUUUAAUCAGUGAUGUGUUGUGGUUUAGUUUCAAUGUAUAUAGUAAAAUACAACAAAUAUAUAUUAAAUUUGAUAUAAUGAGUACUGAGGAUGAAGACGUGCUUCUAGCACGAGCAGCCGAGGAACGAGAAAGGAUUUUUCUUAAAUAUGAAAGGGGACGAGAACCAGGAGCUGAGAUCGACCCUUGGGAGGAUCCGGGGUUUGAAGUCUAUCAUGCUAUGGAUAGGUAUGGAUUUAUACAUGAUAAAAGAUUACCUAGAAAAGAUGACCCAAAUGAAGCUAAAAGUAAACAGAUUGAAAUGGAGCGUGUUAAGAAAUGGGUUAAAAUGCUUAAUAAAUGGGAUAGUCCGGCAACGAAGGAUAAAUUACAUAGGAGAAUAUAUAAAGGCAUUCCAAAUUCGUUAAGAAGUCAGGUAUGGUGUAAACUACUUGAUUUGGAAACUGUUAGAAAAAAUCAGGAAGGUGUAUAUUCAUCAAUGUUGGCUGCUGCUCGUAAGUGGUCAACUGAUGUGAGGCAAAUUGACUCAGAUGUAAAUAGACAAUUUAGGGAUAAUAUUGCUUAUCGUGACCGAUAUUGCUUGAAACAAAAAGAAAUGUUCAAUGUUCUAACAGCAUAUGGCAUGUAUAAUAUGGAGGUUGGUUAUUGCCAAGGUAUGUCUGGUGUUGCUGGAAUGUUACUCAUGUACAUGGAUGAAGAAGAUGCAUUUUGGGCAUUAUCUGUAUUAUUAACUGAAAAGAAAUAUGCCAUGCACGGAUUGUACAUCGAAGGAUUUCCAAAACUCAGUAGAUUUCUAGAGCAUCAUGAUAAGAUAUUAAAUAAAUUCAUGCCUAAAUUGAAAAAACAUUUUGAUAUGUAUGGAUUAGAUGCAAUUUUAUAUUCGUUAAAGUGGUUCUUUGUUUGUUUUGUUGAAAGGGUGCCGUUUAGCUUAUGUUUAAGAAUUUGGGAUAUAUAUUUAUUGGAUGGAGAAAGAGCAAUUACAGGGAUGGCUUAUACAAUACUCAAAAUGCAUAGGAGGGCAAUACUUAGGUUAACAGAUAUGGAUCGAAUAGUACAAUAUAUUCAGGUGCAGUUACAUAAAGAUUUUGGAUAUGAUGAUGAUACUGUGAUUACAAUGCUAGAGCGAAAUAUGGAGGAAUUAAAAAGAGCAAAAUUAGACUUGCCUGAUCCACCUCAGCCACAUGAGCUGCCAAAAAGAAAAUUUGGUGAAAUUCGAGAGCAAUCUUUUGAAAGAAAAGUAGGCAGAAGAACUCAAGAAUUUACAGCAACUGAAAAAAGUGUGACUGAAGGGAUUGUUCUGAGAAGGGAAAAGGCAGCCAGUGAAGCCCUGGAAGCCCGUAUCUCGGCUGAGGUUCUUCCAGGCGAUGGAACGGGUGUGCUGUCAGGGCAAGGAGGUGGAGAUAUUGAAGAAAGUGGAUCACUAUUGGGAUGUUCCAGGCAUUCUCUUGCUGAUACCAGCGUCACGAGUACGGCUGAUUUGUCAGUACUGUCGGCAGCCAGGUCGCAGGCAUUGGACAACAGCCUGGACACGCAUAGUUAUAAUUCGGAAGGCAGCCUGAGUCAGGGCUCUAACCAAUGUUCUCUCAGUGUCGCCAGAGCACCUUCGGCUACUUUGUCAACGCCACGUGCGACACCACUUCCACCAGGAGACGUGGUCCGAAUUUACGUUCCAGCUGCCCCUGCAUCACCUAAAUUAUCACCUCGACAUCAGAAGCCAUCUCCUCAAAAGCAACCGAAAUCGUCAGGAAUAGUGACAUCUAGUCAAGGUCUACAAUUGCCACUGGAGGAGAUGAGCUCCAAUAAUACCAAUACGAUUAGAAUACGGGUUAAUAGUGAUCCUCGCACUCCUAAAAGAGAAAGUGUGGAUUAUGAAGAUAGUAACACCACACCCGUGGUGGAAAAUUAUCAGAAGUUUCCAAUGGAAAAUGGUGGUAGUUUCAUGAAGUCUUGGCCGUAUAGUUCUACAGGUGUUGAUGUUUUUAAUGGUUCCAGAGAGUAUAUUGGAAAAUCGUUGAAUAUAGAUGAUGAUGAAGAUGAAGAUAUUAGUGAAAACGACUUUAGAAAUUAUGAACGCUCUCCAGUAGAAAAGGAUUCACGUAUAGGUUAUGAUAUAUUAAGGAACGACCAGGAAUUCAUACGCAGCCCUGAUGUACACUAUAGGCCCAUGGGCAGCGAUAGCCACGGAAUCGAUUUAAAGUAAAUUCAUAUUUAAAUGUUCAAUAUAACGGAAAUUUUAAAGUCAAUUAUUGCUCGCAGCACACGUAACAAUAUUGAAGAUUCACAGAAAUAUAUUCAUAUCUGAAGAUUUAUUUACUGAUAGUGUCAAAAAUAAUUCGUAUGUAGAAUUUGUGGUUACGCGUGAUGCCGACAUAAUAAUCACUGUGGGAGAUUUCACAUAAGUCAAUAUGGAUUUUGUUUGUUUUAUUUGACCAAAAGAUUAGAAGAAAGUGUAUUGCAUUUAUAUUUUUUAAUAUAUUGAAUAUUAGCAUCUCCAUUUUGUGAAUCUGUAUGCGCCUGUCGCAUUUUUAUCAUAGUAAUUUAAUAUUAAAUAUGAAAUCUUAAAGAUGAUCCUUCAUAUUGUAAAACAUCAUGCA